AAUCCACUCAAUGUAUUUUUGAGCUUGAUAGUUGCCUAUCUGUUCUUCUCUUUACUCAAGCCACAUUCUAUUGCCAAACUCACUCCAACGCUUGCACAAGCAAGAUCUACGAAAAAGAAUCAAAAUAAUGCUUAUUCAUUCCUGCCCAAUCAACAUCCUCCAACAUCUAUUUGGACAAAGUAUACACCAAGAACAUUAGCAGUUCACGAUGGUAGUGACCUAUAUGGCAAAAAGAAGAAUGUUUCUUCCUCCUCCCAAUCAUCCGAACAAGGUAGAAUCUUGUUGGCCAUUCAAGGAAAAGUAUUUGAUGUAACAAAAGGUGCAAACUUUUACGGUCCAGGAGGACCCUAUGGAAAUUUUGCCGGAAGGGAUGCAAGUCGUGGAAUGGCAAAACAAUCUUUUGAUCUGGAAAUGUUGACACCUUUGGAUAAACCUAUUGAUGCUUUAAAUGAUUUAACUCCGAUGGAAGUUAAUAAUAUGCGCGAAUGGGUUUCUCAUUUCAGUGCGAAAUAUACAAUCGUAGGGGAAUUGGUCAAUGAAGGGGAA
This is a messenger RNA of Meira miltonrushii, 546 nucleotides long. Its product is annotated as cytochrome b5. Gene Ontology annotation, cellular component: endomembrane system; membrane. The record is from RefSeq and is a predicted model, not a curated record. The transcript has a single exon. Lineage: Eukaryota; Fungi; Basidiomycota; Exobasidiomycetes; Exobasidiales; Brachybasidiaceae. The annotation marks the transcript as partial.